AUGGAACACGGAUCGAUGGAGACCUAUUUCGGUCUCAUCAAGACCCCGCACGAUGCCCUUGUCGUCUUUGAAGGCAACCCACAGUUGCAGGUCCAAAUCCAGCCCAGCCCAGCCCAGCCCAACCCAACCCAGCCUACCUGUCGCCUCGGCCAUCUCUCUCGCGUACAUCGCCGUCUUUCAGAUAUCGAGCGUCAGUGCGUCCGUUCUGGAUCCGUCUAUUGCUUCGACGAGCGCGAGGCCGGCAUGCGUCGCUGGACUGAUGGCAAAAGCUGGAGUCCCAGUCGCGUCACCGGCAGCUUUCUUACCUAUCGCGAGCUUGACGAUUCCCAGGGCAACCAUACUGGUAAGAAUGUCUACCGCGACAAGGGCCUGUUGAAGCAAUCCUUCAGCAUCACGACCUCGGACAACCAGAAGCUCCACCUUAUCUCGUAUUACACAAAUGACGAUGUCAACUCUGGACGUCUUCAUAACACGCCGACCCUGGAUCUGCGUUUCACCGACAUUGUCGUCCCCAAGGGUGUUUAUCCAGAGACGGGAGCUCAUGGUGAACACUCUGCCCCAUCUGUGAGCCAGUCCAGCCCUUCGCCUCCUAUGCCGAACCGCCCCAGACAUCGUCCCCGAGAGGAGGACGCUUCGUCGCUACGCGUAGAUGCUAAGGCUGGUACUCAUCAUCGCCAUCGCCGAAACGACUCGGCAUCUUCGACGCAUUCUACCCAUCGUCGUACCAACUCUGGCUCUCUUGGCUUGAAAGAUCAUCGCUAUUCGCCGAUCCAGACGACUGAGGGAAAGCAUGUUGGCUCCCGAUCUCGUUCUAACAGCAACCUUGCUGUAUACUCGUCUUCGGCCCCCAAGAGUACCUUCCAUGACCAACGAUUCAAAUCCUCGAGUCCAUCUGCACCCAACACCUACUCUCCAGCUGCUUCGUGGGCCUCUGAUGAUGACCAUCCCAUUGCAGCUGAUGGAAUGAUGGCUGAGCCGAUGCAUUUCCACAGGCCUACUGGAGGCGCGGCACCAAUGGCGAUUCCAGCACUGGCUGAACUUCCUCCUCUCCAUCAUGGCUACGGGAGCAAGCCCAAGGAUCGCGCCAGGAAUCCUCACGAACAGGAUUCGCUUUCUGUCCUUGCCAACCUUGCAGCACACUCGAUGCUGUUGCCCAAGCUGGAGCCUAAAGAAAUGUCAAGGGAAAAGUCUCGCUGGGUCGAGGACGAUCGCCAGCUGCGUGCCUUGUCUUCGAUGCUCCGUCUUUAA
This is a messenger RNA of Gamsiella multidivaricata, 1248 nucleotides long. RefSeq names its product Gti1/Pac2 family-domain-containing protein. Gene Ontology annotation, molecular function: DNA binding. NCBI's taxonomy places the organism in Eukaryota, Fungi, Mortierellomycota, Mortierellomycetes, Mortierellales, Mortierellaceae. The record is from RefSeq and is a predicted model, not a curated record. The transcript is spliced from 3 exons. The coding region runs from base 1 to 1248 and encodes 415 amino acids.